UGAUGAUAAUGUUCAAAAUGACGGUCACAUUGAAAAUGACCAAAAUGAAGACUACAAUGCAGGUCAAGUUAGUCAACAACCAGACUCUCAUUCUGAAUCUGAUGCUGCAAAUUCGGACUCAGACAGCUCAACUUUGUCACAUAAUGAAGUAUCAAGUAGUAGUCCAAACUCUGAACUUGAAACAACCAGUGAAAGUGAUAAUUUUGAUUUCGAUAGUGAUGACAGUGAUAAAGAAGCAAAUAGUUUGUCUGGGGAUCUUUCUGCUUGGGUGACACAGAAUAGGUUGACACGUUCUUCUGUUAAUGAGCUUCUGGGUAUUCUAAGACUAAGGGAUAUUGACUUGCCAAAAGAUGCGCGUACCUUGCUUAAAACUCCAAGACAUGUUAAACGCAUUGAAGAAAAGUGUGGAGGUGCCUAUAAAUAUUUUGGAGCGGAAACGGGCUGCUGAAGCUUAUUGAAAUGUAUCCCACAUAUGCUGUUGGGCAUGAAAUGAAGUUGAUCUUCAACAUUGAUGGUGUGCCGGUGUAUAAAUCAAGUAAUAUUCAGUGUUGGCCAAUUUUAUGCUCUGUUGAUAAUUUGGAACCAUUUAUCGUUGCUAUAUUUUAUGGAAAUUCGAAGCCGAGUUCUAUAGAUGACUAUUUGUCAGACUUGGUUUCUGAACUAUUGAAUAUACGUGAAGAUGGCAUCCGCAUCAAUGAUGAAGUUGUUGACAUCCAAAUUAAGGUUUUUGUAUGUGAUGCUCCAGCAAGGGCAUUUUUAAAGUGCAUCAAAGGUCAUACUGCUAACCAUAGUUGUGAGAGAUGCCAGAUAAGGGGAGAGUACUAUGAACGCCGCGUCACAUACCGCCUCCCAGAAGAGGAUGAUGAUUUACCUUUGCUGCGAUCAGAUGUAGAAUUUUCAAGAAUGGAGUACCCUGAACAUCAGAUAGCUCGUUCUCCCCUCUUAGAUGCUGGUAUUUCCUGCAUAUCAAAGUUCCCCUUAGACUACAUGCAUUUGGUAUGCCUUGGUGUGGUCAAAAGGAUUUUGGUGUUCUUAAGAGAUGGGCCAAGAGCGUGUAAACUCUCAAAACAACAGUUCAGAAGGAUCUCUGAUAGACUGUCUUCCUUCAACGGUAAAAUGCCUCGAAAAUUCGCUCGCCAGCCCAGACCUAUUACUGAAAUGGAGCAUUGGAAAGCAACUGAAUUCAGACAGUUUUUGUUAUACACUGGCCCCAUAGUUCUAAGUGGCAUUGUCACAGAUAAGAUAUUUGACCAUUUUAUGGUACUCAAUGUUGCAAUUUCUGUGCUACUGUUGUCAAAAUCAGACUUGAGGAAUGAAUAUGUUCAAUGUACUCGUGAACUUUUAGUAUAUUUUAUAAGAGAAGCAGCAUCCAUUUAUGGAAACACAUUUAUUACAUACAAUGUACAUGGAUUAUCUCAUAUCGCUGAUGAUGUUGUGUUCUAUAACUCCUCGUUGAAUGAAAUAUCUGCAUUUACAUUCGAAAACUACCUUCAAAAAUUAAAAAAAAAUGUGAGAAAUGCAAAGAAUCCCAUAUCACAAGUUGCAAAAAGAGAAACUGAGAUGGAAAAAAACCUUAAAAGGCGUCAUUUGAAACCAAAAUACACAUAAGUUUCGGAAAAAUUCAAGGACUCUUGUUUUUUUGACAAUUAAUGGGAAAUAUGCUUUUGUGAGGGAAAAAAGAGAAAAGACACUUGUCUGUGACUUAUUCACUUCAAGAGAUGUAGAAGACUUGUACACCAGUCCGUUGCCUUCGACAGUACUCGACGUCUGUAGGUUAAAGAAUGUCACACGUCCAAGGAGGCAACUCCUGGAAGUGAAAGAUCUGGAUAGGAAAGUUGUCUGCUUAGAAGAUGGGGAAAGGACAGUGUAAAUACCAAUGCUGCAUGAGGUGGAGAGAUUUUGAUAGAUUAUUUGUCAUUAUGCAAGUAUACCAAGUAUGACCAGCGCAGCAGUUGCUACAGGUAGCCCACUAUGGUCCCUUGCGGUAUGGGAGGAAGAUAGGGAGGAGGAGGGGGUCUUUCCGGAUCUUUUUGGAUCCAAGGAAACUCGGUGAGAUGGCCUAGGGGGAAAAACACGGAAAGGAAGAUGGCGGAGAUGUGUGCUCCUGAUGGCAACUGGGAUACUUUUCCCCUAGUUAAAGUCAAAUUUCAGUCAAAUAGUAAAAAAGAGUGUGAAGAGUACGACUUCACCACUACUGUAGAGUCUGCAAGUGAAGACUCUAGUGAGGAAACCAGAAAAAGGAAACACACAAAGAAAGUUUGGGAGGAUGAUUUUGUCACAGGUACUAGUCUAAGUGUUCAUAUUUGUUCCUUUGAAUAAAAAUUUUACUACAUUAAAAUUUGGUUUUUCAAUAUAUACAUCAAGUUCAUUGUUGGGAUUCCUCGGUUGAUAUUGAAUAAUAUUUAUACUCCGCUAUAUUGCCAUGAAAAACCCUAUAGAUUUGUGUUUAUAUUAUUGCUAUGGUAACAGAAGUCAAAAUUUGCUUGAUAUAUGAUUUGGCGAAUUGACAUUUCAUGUUUUAGCAAUUUAAUUAUUAUAUAUGGAAGAUCGACAAUCAUGGCUACAGCUUUUACCAUAAUUUAUGAACAAGCCAAAAUGAAAUUGAGCCACGACUCCCAAAAAAAUAAUAAUAUACACAAUACUUGAUACUUAUUUGAAUUGUAAUUUACACUUUUAUUUUAUAUUC
Ruditapes philippinarum (Manila clam) is the source of this 2686-nucleotide messenger RNA. RefSeq lists its product as uncharacterized. NCBI's taxonomy places the organism in Eukaryota, Metazoa, Mollusca, Bivalvia, Venerida, Veneridae. The coding region runs from base 460 to 1608 and encodes 382 amino acids. The record is from RefSeq and is a predicted model, not a curated record. The transcript is spliced from 3 exons.